CCCUAGUCGUCCUUCACUAGAAGCUGCUGCGCCAUGUCAGCCUUCCUUUGUGUUAGCUUGGGGGGUCUUUCUCCCCGUCUUUAUUUCCUGGACGGGAUCCGUACUUUUCUUUCUUUUUUCGUCGUAUACAUUUUCCCCUUCGCGUACCCAUGCGUGUGGUCUCUGCCUUGUGACCGGCAUGAACCACAUCUACUGACAUAACUUUGUUUGAGCCUGGAGAAUCAACCUGAGGCUCGCAUACCGUUGUCAUACAGUAGUUGAGACCAAUCGGUCAUAUACUGACCACCUUGUGUCACCACACACAUCACAAUAUACCGUCCAUUGCAAUUCCACCCGAGAGCUUAUAAACCCAUCACUGUGCUACAACACAUCCGCGGAACAGGGUCAGUCAAGCACAGGACCCAGCAACUGGCAGGAUGUCUGGCAUGGACCAGACCAACGACAGACCUGGUGAAUACUACACCACCGAGGCUCCCUGGGACACAUACAGUACAACAGCCGAAGAAUAUGCCACUUCAACAAACGAGGUGGAAUGGGGCACCACACGCGCCACGACAGCAACAACAGAACACUAUCCCGGAGAAAGCACCACCACCGCACAUCAAUGGUCCCCAUUCGUCACCGAGACAUCGACCAGCGCUCAGCCCACGACCGCCACCGCAAGCACAUCUCAAUCAUCCACAACAUCGACAACCACCUCCUCCGCCUCCUCCAAAAGCAACAGUAGCAACAACACCAAAACCAUCGCCAUCGCCGUCCCCGUCGCAGUAGUCGGAGCAGCUAUCAUCGCGGCCCUACUCUUCUUCAUCUUCAGACGCCGCCGCCAACGCAACCAACACCAUAACCAACCCAUCCCCCAAACCGACAUGAUGGCCGUCACCGUCCCUCGCGAUAUCCAACCCCCACCCAACAGAUCCUCAACCUGGGAAUUUGCCCCCACCAACUCUCACGAUAUACCCUUCUCAGGGCCCAUCCCCGGCCGACCCAUCACCACUACCACCCCUACUACCACCGACCAACCCCGCAACCUCGAUCCGACCUCAAGCACCCACACCAACACCCUCCCUACCGAAGACCCCCUACAGCAGGAGCAACAUCUCGCACCAACCGACUCCCGACCCGUAAUUACCCCCACCAUCCCCGCCUGGCCCGAUCAAACCCAACCCCAACCCCAAAACAGACCCACCUCCCCCUUCGACCAUCCCCUCGACGACGCUGUAUCCGAGAUCUCGCGCCGAUCCAGAGACUUGGAUGAUAUAUCCUCUGUGUCGUCAUUCGGGGAGGAUGACGAUGAUGAGCGUCGACCGGCGAUGCAUCGUGCUUGAGAUUUGGGUGCUUAGUUGGCGUUAGAUGUGGAUUAUGAAUGAAUAUGAGUACGAAUAUUAUUGUGGAUCUGGAUUUGGAUUUGAAUUUGAAUUAUGGGAUGGGUGGGUGGAUCUAGGUAGUAGUAUGUAUUAUCACUCGCUUUACAUUUGAUGAAAAAGACGAAGAAGAACGGUUGUUCUGUGAGGGAGAAAGGGUUGCAUGCAUAUCAUACCAUACCAUAUCUACUGUCGCUAUUGUACAUACAUGCAUACAUACUUACAUAACGGGUUAGGACUAAAUCAGAGGAAUGGCAAUUGAAGAUGUUUGGGAGGGAUUUAUGACAGGGAGCUCAGGAGGGAUAUAUAUCUUUCUUGAAAAAAUAUCAU
Aspergillus sclerotioniger CBS 115572 is the source of this 1691-nucleotide messenger RNA. RefSeq lists its product as uncharacterized. The transcript is spliced from 2 exons. Lineage: Eukaryota; Fungi; Ascomycota; Eurotiomycetes; Eurotiales; Aspergillaceae. The record is from RefSeq and is a predicted model, not a curated record. Bases 417 to 1325 code for a protein of 302 amino acids.